Symsagittifera roscoffensis is the source of this 1121-nucleotide messenger RNA. RefSeq lists its product as uncharacterized. The record is from RefSeq and is a predicted model, not a curated record. The transcript has 4 exons. Lineage: Eukaryota; Metazoa; Xenacoelomorpha; Acoela; Convolutidae. The coding region runs from base 84 to 1121 and encodes 345 amino acids.
UUGUCCAAGCGUAGACAACAUAUGUCCAGAGCAAAUAUAAAAGAAAUAUCAAAACUCGUUUUGUUAUCUACGCUGUUUAAAAAAUGAACAUUAUCACUCUAAAAUUUCCAACAAAACAUUUAACAUCGAACGCAGUUCUAGUACUGUUAUUGAUAUUAUCGAUUUUCUUUAUUUACCAUUUGACCCGACAUGACAUAGAUGAACCUAAUUUUGAUCCCGUUGAACCACAUAAAUCACAAGACUCUUUCGAAACUGACAAAAAUCUGGAUCUAAUUUUGGCAAAUGGACUGAAAAAGUCUGUAGAUACUGAUCCUUCUGGAACGACCAUUAGACAUCCUACUAAAAUUGUAAUCCAAGGGUUCAAAACCAACUUUGCCCAGGCCCUCUUUCCACACCUGUUCGACCCUGGAUUCGAGAAGACGUUUUUUCUGUUUGACAUGGCAAACUCUGAGGAUGUGAAAAAAUUCUACCCGCAUGGCUUUACAGGAUCGGAUAUGAUUGCAAAGCUGGACGCCAUUUCCAAGUGCAACUUCUCAAAAGAUACCAUGAAAUUACUGAUGGGCAGAAACAAAAAGCGAGUAUCUGACUCGGCGUCCAAAUUAUCCGAUAAGUUCAAGGACGACAUUCUCGGCUUCGCACAGAAACUGAAGACUACAUGCGAAGAGAGUGACAUGCGAAUAGUGGAUGGGAGUGGCACAUUUGCGAUAGUGACUCAUGACCAGUACGAGAGACUGAAUCACACUCACCAUAUUUUCAUCAUGCCUGGACUGAAGAGACAGAUUACUAUAAUAAAGAGUCAACCUGAUUUACAGCAGCCAGAUGGAAUGAAUGUGCCUCAAAUUUGUAAACAGCUUCAAGGAGGAAUAUACACUCAAAUUAAGGACAGCAAAACCACCUUCAUGUUGACGGUAUCUAAAUUUCUUGAGUCCAGACAAGAGGCCUUUCACAUAUUACGUCAUUCCAUCUGGUCCGAGAUUUCUCCCUACUAUGAUGACGUCAGAUAUGAACUGGAUAUUGAGCAGCAGAGCAACUUUCAUCGAGAUUUUCUGGACCCAGACGAGCUUUAUGCACUGGACCACGAUACUAGUUGUUUAAGACUGCGAGAAUUUGUGCCUUUAUAA